Messenger RNA from Exophiala aquamarina CBS 119918, 492 nucleotides. RefSeq lists its product as uncharacterized. The record is from RefSeq and is a predicted model, not a curated record. Gene Ontology annotation, molecular function: small ribosomal subunit rRNA binding; structural constituent of ribosome. Lineage: Eukaryota; Fungi; Ascomycota; Eurotiomycetes; Chaetothyriales; Herpotrichiellaceae. The transcript has 2 exons. Bases 1 to 492 code for a protein of 163 amino acids. Gene Ontology annotation, cellular component: ribosome; mitochondrial small ribosomal subunit. Gene Ontology annotation, biological process: translation.
AUGCUUUACGAGCUAAUAGUGAUCGCCCGGCCGGGCAACGUGGCCAACAUCAAAGAAAUCGCACGCAUCGCCGGCACCCAAAUCCUAUCUAACAAAGGCGUGAUCCGGGGCCUCAAGAACUGGGGACAAUUCGACCUACCGCGACCGACCACGAAGCACCAGGCCCAGCACCGCCAAGGCCACUACUUCAUCAUGCAAUUCGACUCGUCGGUGCGGGUCCAGGACGAGGUGAAGCGCACACUCAGUUUGGAUCCGCGGCUGAUCCGGUACUCGGUCGUCAAGAUUGGAGACAAGCUGGGUGGUGUGAAUGGCGCGAUGGAGGAUGUCACGGGCACGAUACCGUGGAACGGGAAAGGGGAAUCCGCCAAUGCCUAUGAGAAUAUUUUUCCAAACCAGAGGGUUGUGAGCCCACAUGCGCCGCUGUCGCCCUCGACUUACACGCCGCAAUUCACGCCCGCGCACACAGAUGCACCGCUGGACACGCGGAAUUGA